Molecule: messenger RNA, 1629 nt
Organism: Penicillium argentinense
Lineage: Eukaryota; Fungi; Ascomycota; Eurotiomycetes; Eurotiales; Aspergillaceae
Product: amino acid permease
Exons: 8
Coding region: 1-1629 (542 amino acids)
Biological process (GO): amino acid transmembrane transport
Cellular component (GO): membrane
Molecular function (GO): amino acid transmembrane transporter activity
Source: RefSeq, a predicted model, not a curated record
AUGGCGGAUCAAAAGGAUACCAGCACGGUCGCAUACCGCAGUCCCAUUCAAGAUGUCGAUUCGAAGAGCUUGCAUUCUGGCGAUUGGGGCAAGCAGGUCGAUGAGGAGGUCCCGAGAGAUCCCUUCGAGGCGCCGUUGAAGCGGCAGCUAAAGUCGAGACAUUUGCAGAUGAUUGCGGUCGGUGGAAUCAUUGGUCCUGGCUUGCUGGUCAGCUCUGGCAAUGCGCUGCACGAGGGUGGCCCCGCUGGCUCCCUGAUUAGCUUCUCGCUCGUCGGCGCGAUUGUGUUCUUCGUUAUGCAAUCUCUAGGGGAAAUGGCGACUGUCAUUCCCGUGACGGGUUCCUUCAUCGAAUAUGCGGAACGAUUCAUUGACGAUUCUCUUGCAUUUGCAUUGGGCUGGGCAUAUUGGUGGUUGUGGGUCACGGUUCUCGCCAACGAAUACAACUCCAUCUCGCUUGUUAUCGGAUACUGGACCGAAGCCGUACCACAAUGGGGCUGGAUCCUCAUUUUCUGGGCGCUCUUCCUUACUCUGUCGAAUUUGGGAAUUUUGGCAUAUGGCGAAAUGGAAUUUUGGCUUUCUUUGAUCAAAGUUUUGGCGCUCAUCGUCUUCUUCAUACUGGCCAUUAUCAUUAGUGCCGGUGGUAUUGGCCCGGGACCAAUUGGGUUCAAAUAUUACCACGACCCUGGGGCAUUUAAUGACGGCAUUAAUGGUGUUGCGAAGACCUUUGUUGUUGCUGGCACGCUAUAUGCUGGAACUGAGAUGGUUGGAAUCACAGCUGGAGAGUCGGCAAAUCCUCGAAAGGCCGUACCUCGAGCCAUUCAGCAGGUCUUUUGGCGAAUCCUGAUUUUCUACAUCGGCACGAUUUUCUUUAUCGGCAUUCUAAUGCCCUACGACGACAAGCAAUUGCUUGGUGAUACUUCGAAGACAGCCAGCUCACCCUUAACCAUCGCCCUGACUGACGCUGGCAUUCUGCCUGCAGCACACCUGAUCAACGCCCUCAUCGUGAUCAGUGUCAUAUCCGCAGGAAAUAGCUCCCUUUACGUUGCCUCGCGAACGCUGCUCUAUAUGUCUCGCAACAGCAAAGCCCCGAAAUUUCUCGGACGCGCCAACAAGGCGGGCGUACCCUGGGUCGGCCUGAUCUUCACCAACAUCUUCGCGUGCAUCGUCUUCCUGGGACAAUCAUCCAGUGCAGGGAAGGUCUAUUCCGCUCUAAUUACCCUAUCUGGAGUCGCAACCUUCCUCGUCUGGUCCAUAAUCGGCAUCUCCCACAUUCGUUUCCGCAAAGCCCUCGUAGCACAGGGACAAGACACUUCGCAACUGCCUUUCCGCUCCGCGCUCUAUCCAUGGGGUACCUACUUCUCGCUCGCCUUGAACAUCUUCCUCGUGUUUUUCCAGGGGUAUACUUGCUUCUUGAACCCGUUCAGUCCCGAUGACUUUGUCAUCAACUACAUCCUCCUUCCCGUCUUCGCGCUCUUCGUUAUUGCGUAUAAAUUCUGGAACAAGACCAAGUGGGUGUCGCUGGAGGAUAUGGAUAUUUGGACUGGGAGGCGGGAUUUUGUUGAUGAGGAAGAGCCGGUUAAGAAAUCUGGUCGGUGGUGGGCGAAGAUUCACGAUAUAGUUGUCGGAUAG